Messenger RNA from Pristis pectinata (smalltooth sawfish), 1979 nucleotides. RefSeq names its product gastrula zinc finger protein xLCGF3.1-like. Gene Ontology annotation, molecular function: DNA-binding transcription factor activity, RNA polymerase II-specific; RNA polymerase II cis-regulatory region sequence-specific DNA binding. NCBI's taxonomy places the organism in Eukaryota, Metazoa, Chordata, Chondrichthyes, Rhinopristiformes, Pristidae. The coding region runs from base 1 to 1101 and encodes 366 amino acids. Gene Ontology annotation, biological process: regulation of transcription by RNA polymerase II. The transcript has 2 exons. The record is from RefSeq and is a predicted model, not a curated record.
AUGGAUUGCGCUCUGGGCAUGCGUAAUAGAAGUAGCGGGGAAGGCCUGAAGCGGAGUAGGAAGCUGUCCGGCAUUCGCUUCAACUGGUUAUCCAUCCUGGAAGAACCCAAGGAUACCUGUGUGAUAGACAAACCCUGGGAAUGUGGGGACUGUGGGAAGAGAUUCAGUUACCCAUCCCAGUUAGAAAUUCAUCGACGAACUCAUUCUGGGGAGAGGCCAUUCUCUUGCUCCGUGUGUGGCAAAGGCUUCACUCAGUCCUCCAGCCUGCUGACUCACCAGCGAGUUCACACUGAAGAGAGGCCGUUCACCUGCUCUGAGUGUGGGAAAGGAUUCACUCAAUCAUUCUGCCUUCUGACACAUCAGCGAGUUCACACCGGAGAAAAGCCCUUCAGGUGCUCUGAUUGUGGAAAGAGGUUCAGUUGCUCAUCUGACCUCAUUGUACACCGAAGAGCUCACACUGGGGAGAGGCCAUUCAGCUGCUCUGUUUGCGGGAAGGGAUUCACUAAAUCAUCUCAACAUCGGAGACACCAAUCAGUUCACACAGGGGAAAAGCCAUUCACUUGCACAGUGUGUGGGAAGGGAUUCACUACUUCGUCCCAUCUUACUACGCACCAGUUUGUUCACACUGAUCAGAGACCAUUUAAAUGUCCUGACUGUGAGAAGGGCUUUAGGAACAGCAGUGAUCUACUGAUACACCAGCGCAGACAUACUGGCGAGCGACCAUUCAUAUGUUCCGUGUGUGGGAAAGGAUUUGCCCGAUCAUCCACUCUGUUGAGACACCAGUCUGUUCACACUGGGGAGAGGCCAUUCAGCUGUUCUGUGUGUGGGAAGGGUUUUGCUCGGUCAUCCCACCUAGCUGCACACCAGCUUGUCCACACUGACGACAGACCUUUCAAAUGUUCCAACUGUGAAAUGUGUUGUAAAAGCCGAGAUUAUCUUAUGAAGCACCAGCGCUGUCACAGGGGAAAGACCAUUCACUUGCCCCACGUGUGGGAAGGAAUUCACCCAGGCAUCUCGCCCACUGAGACACCAGCAACUUCACAAGUGACUGAAAGGUUAGACUCUUCUGUUAUUGCAGCUGUUGAUUACAUCCAGGACUGAACCAUGUUUAUUUGGCAUUUGUGGUCUGUUUCAACUGACAUUGCUAACUCCGCUAACUGGCUGGAGAUUAAAACUUUUCAGCAGGCACACGGAUAGUUCAGUCCUUUAAUUUUCUGAGAGAAGGCCAAUUGAUGAUAUCCUUCAUUUUAUUUGGCUUUUUGUGGGAGUACGUCUGGAAUCACAGAGCACAUAGUCCUGUCUGGGAAUCGUGUUUGUAGCUCAAGAUACUCAUGAGCAUUCCAUAGCAUCCAUUUCACAUUCACUGUGUUAGUGAAACAUCACGUUGUAAACCUGUUAAUUCAAUCUACUCAGCAAAUGUUUCUAACAAUUUUUUUGUAUUUACUCGACAAGCUGUGAACUGGAAUACAAUGCCUGAAAGGAGAACUGGAAGCAGAGUCAGUAAUAACUUUCAAAAAGGAAUUGCUGUGGGAUGGGAAAGCACGGGAAUGGGAGAAUCUUUCAAUGAUGAUCAUGAGUUUCAGACAGGUCUCUCCUCACAGGAGCCAUUUUGAUGUCUAACUCCUUGAGAAUAAAAGAUUCCAAGUCCAGCAAGUACAGACUGAUUCUUUGCUUGUUUUGAAACGCCAGCUCUGUGAGUUGCAUGUGCAGGCAGCGCUGUGCACAGAGGGAGCUGCAAACUGGGAUCUGAGUAGAUACUUUGGGUUUGUUGUGGCUAUGCCGAGUGUGCCCUGAAGUUCAGGGAGCUGUCGCUGUCCUAGCCCAUUUCUGAGUGUGUUGUAGGUGCAUUGGGACUCGGGAGUAGUCCUUUCAGAAGCUGCAUCAUUCAGCUUGAUAGGGGCUGGUCUUUUUCUCAUCUCAAAGUUUGCCCUCCUUCAUUCUGUAACCUUUAAUAGUGAAUGAGAGUUUAUCCAUUUCAC